CAUUCAUCGAGCUCUGUUUCCCGCGUUUCUCCCCCCAUCAAACCGUUUCUGCUCCUCGCCUGUUUCUCCAACCUGAAAUGCUAGACCACCUGCCAUGGCUGGAGCAGAUUGUAGUGGUAGCAGCCUCCUUCAAGGGCAGCCAGCAGUAGGAGGCCCUGUUUUCCAUCGCAACUGGACAUUAUUUAGUGCCAUCGUCGCAGUUGAGUCGGUCAGAAUGUUCAAUUUGGGACUCAAGGCGUCAAUCAUGGCCGCGGUUUGCAGCCCGGCGUCUCCCGCUCUCAGCUAGCCGGACCAUUUAUUGAUUCUUGUCGACCUGUGGCUUCUGGUGGAUAUGGCUGGUACCUUUGGCGGGAUUGUCGCCGCGAUCGACGGUCCGCGGAGCAUCUGCGCGAGUCUUUGGGCGAUCCGACACUGACAUCUAACAACACUGAGCAGCUGACAUCUAUACUGACAUUUUUUAUUAAGCCUUUAUUUUUCUCCGCAGCCUUCUUCGUUCUCCGCCCUUUUUGUAAAAAUCAAGAUCAGUCAUGACCAGCGCAGCGCCUUCAGCAAUGGCUUCCCGCGUCGCGGGGUCUCCAACCCCGCUUCUUGACCGCGCCGCUUCAUCGUUUCUCAGCGGGCGGCCUACUUUGUCGUCUUCCUCCACCAGCUUCUUCCGCGGAUCAGCAUCCCGGUCGCGCGGCGGUCUUUCCUCGAAGAAUCGUGGUGCUUCUCCUUCACGCAUCAGUAAAAAAGGCGUGCCGCUCGUUAAAGCCAGAAUCGCCCUCGCGCCGGCUCUUCGGAGCGUGGAGCUGAUGACUCAGCACCAGCGUCUACGGAACGUGGACUUAGUGACCCAGCACCCGUGCGGCUCGGUCGUCGUGCUCAAGGCGCCCGGCGCUGCGGUCGAUUAAGCGCUUAAUCUCCGCCGUCGCCGCGCGCCCCGCGGCUUCCCGCACCGACUCUGGCGAGACUUCUGCUGGCGAAAACGAAGCGAGAUGCGACUGCCGCGACUCCUGUGGGCGGUCCGUCCGAAUUGAUCCGCCAGCACGUCGA
Closterium sp. NIES-67 is the source of this 1035-nucleotide messenger RNA. The record is from the annotation of a GenBank genome assembly. NCBI's taxonomy places the organism in Eukaryota, Viridiplantae, Streptophyta, Zygnematophyceae, Desmidiales, Closteriaceae.